Messenger RNA from Prorocentrum cordatum, 7080 nucleotides. NCBI's taxonomy places the organism in Eukaryota, Dinophyceae, Prorocentrales, Prorocentraceae. The record is from the annotation of a GenBank genome assembly.
AUGGCCCUGCAGCUCCUGGCGGGCAGCGCGGCCUCGGAGCCCGUGGCUCGGAGCCGCUCGCCUCCGGCGACGCUGCCCCUGAUUCUGGUCUACAGGGCCAGCGGUAGCGAGACGGGCGUCAUGGUGCCCAACCAGCUGCGUGGCCUGUUCGGCGACUACGUGGACCUCGGUAUAUUUUUCUAUGCGUUCCUGCUCGUGCUGGCCAACUUUUCCACACACGCGAUCAACAUUUACGCUGGCGUCAAUGGCUUGGAAGUCGGCCAGUCAGUGGUGAUUGGAGUGUCCGUGUUGAUCUUCAACAUAGUGCAGUUGCACCGGAUCCCCGAGUCGUUCUCGGACUACCGAGAGCACCACGUGCAGUCCCUGUUCCUCGUCAUGCCCUUCCUGGCAGUCAGCCUCGCUCUCAUGCGGCAGAACUGGUGGCCGGCGCGCUACUUCGUCGGGGACACGUAUUGCUACUUCGCUGGCAUGACUUUCGCGGUCAUCUGUAUUGUUGGGCAUUUCAGCAAGAUGAUGUGCUUGUUCUUGCUGCCCCAAGUGGUCAAUUUCUUGUAUUCUUGCCCGCAGCUAUUUAGAUUCAUUCCGAUUCCAAGGCACCGCAUGCCAGCAUUCGACCCUGUCCUGGGCUACGUGAAAAACAGCUACUGCGAGUUCAAGCCGGACGAGCUGAGGCUGCCUGGCAGGAUCUCCUUCCUCGUGCUGCGGGCGCUCAGGUUGGCGGACGUCCGACCGGCGAAGGAGGAUGGCAUGGUCCAGAUGAGCAACCUCACGCUCAUCAACCUCGCGCUCUACUGGGGCGGCUCCUGCAGAGAGGACUUGCAUUACUUUUGCAGGGGCCCAGUGAAGACGGAGUCCUGUCAGAUGGCCACCUCGAUCACCCAGCGCCAGGUGCAGCCCCGCUGCUUUGCUGGCCUGCUUCUGGCGGGAGUGUUUGGGGCCACGCUCGGACGACUGAUUCUGAUCAGCCUCGCUGGCAGACUUUGCGGGCUGAGGGGAGCGAAGACCUGGCUGGGAGACGAGGAUCCCGGGAGCCCGAUGGAGCGGGCAGCCCCGGCAGCUGUCGGGUGGCCCUUCCCGAGAGGGGCCUGGCUCGACGCGGCGCUGAACGGCGACCUGGUGCCGGGGCUGCCGCUGUGGGCUGGUGCACGGGUCCUGGCGCGUGUCAAGGACGACUUCGGGGCGCCGCAGGGCGUCGAGAUGCUCGAAGUGGAGGUCGCCUACCAAGCGGACGCCUUCGGCCGUUUCUUCAAGGGCCGGCAUGUGGGCGCCAGCGACCCGUACUUCUCAUGGUAUGCAGCCUCCUCCGGGCAGCAGGGCGCGCGCCCCCUGGCCACGGUCUUCCACCUCUGCAAGUGCAGCGCCGCCGAGUGCGGGGCGGUCGCCCCAGUGGGCGCUGUAGUCGAGCACUUGGACGUGUGGCAGGUGGUGGACCCCCGCGAUGUGGCCCGCGAGCAGGCGAAGCUCAUCUGCCCGGCCGCGGAUCCUGGGGCGCCUGUGCUGACCGACGCGCCCUCGGCCGAGCCGUUGCCUGGAGAGCUCGGCGGCUGGCCGCUCGGGGAUGGGGCCAACGAGGACGAGGAGGAGCCUCGCGGGCCUCCGCGCAAGCGUGCCCGCGAGGUGGAGGGCACCCAGACCCCUGGCGGACCAGGAGAGACGAGCCCACUCGACCAGGAGAUUGCGGGGCUCGAGGAGACCGCCGAGGACCCAGAGCUCGAGGCGCGGCUGGCGCGGCUCGGGGGCAGGGCAGCUCGUGGUGUGCCGAGGCAGGGCACGCCCAAGAAUGCUGCGCGCCCAGCAGGAGCCGUGGGCGAGCGCCUGGCGCAGGUGGUAGCUGGCCGAGCCGCCGCUGCUGCCUCUGCGCGCGCCAGCGCCACGGGGUCGAGGAGCAGGCUGGCGUCAGCGUUGACCGCUGCGCUCCUGGGGCGCGACGACGACGACGCGGAGGACGGCGCGGAGAGCGACACGGAGCGCCUUGGGGGCCGCGACCGCUACCAGGGCGUGAACAUCAAGCGCGACUUGUUCCGCAGGAUCGCUCGGCAGCGGCCCGGCGCUCUCCUCGAGAAUGGGCUCGGCCACCUGCGCAGCCAGUUCACCCAACAGUUAUCCGCAGGCGAGGCCGACCCUCUGGCCCCGUGCGUCACACAGUUCCUGAACACGGUGUUCUUCGUUGCUCACCCGCCGCGGACGCUGGGGACAGACGAGGUGCGGGUCCUCCGCACGCUGGGGCUGGCGCUCGACGGCAUCCUGCGCGGAGAGGUCGUCGAGACUGCGGAUCUGCUCAUGCAGGAGUUCAAGGCGCGGACGAUGGCCAUCCGCGACGGGAACUGGCGGUCGGCACGGUGGCUCACGCUGGUCGCACAGGAACAGCUUCCAUCAGGCGCCUCUCUGGACGAGGAGAACGCUGCCGAGAAGGUCGAGGCCCGGGAGCUGAAGAAGCCGCCAGCAGCGCGGAGGACCAGCCGCAGUCCCACGCGGUCAGUCCAGCUCCUGAGCGACUCGGAGGGGGACCUCGACGCAGCAGCCGCCGCCCGCGUGCCACCAGCGGAGGCGGCGGCAGGCCGGAGCUUCGCGCAGCACAAGGCGGCCCACCCGAGGCGCGAGGGCGAGACCCAGGCAGCGUGGAAGGCGCGCAUCGGGAGGCCGCUGGCUGCCAAGAGCCGCGGCAAAGGCAAGACGGGGAAGAGCCGCGGCACGAGCACUGCUCGCAGGACGGCCUGGGCCGCGGCCCAGAGCACGCCCCCGCCUGCCUUCCGCCCGCCUGAGCGGCAGCUACGCGGCAGCUCGCAGGCUCGGCGGUGGCGCCAGAUGCUAGCCGAGGUGGGCACAGGCGUCAGCUCCAAGUUCAGGCUCGCCCUCGCAGUCCACGAGGCGGUGCACGGCUCGCCAGGGGCGAUCGGGCGGUACGUUCGUAAGAUGUGCACUUCGCCAGACCCCACGGCCAGCUUCGCGCGGCUGCGCGAGGUGUUGCCGUUACCGCUGCCCGACGCCCCACUCUUUGAGAGGUACCGUGCCGCCUGGUACCUGCACCAGCAGCUGCCGGAGACCUGCGAGGUGGACGCCGCCACGGUGCAGGGGUGGGCCCAGCUCGUGGUCUUCAGCCUGAACUACCAGUACACGGGGCACAUGCGUAGUCCCACCGUCGCCGCGAGGCGGCCCACGGCAAGCCAGGUCAGUGCGCUCGGCAUUGUGCAGGAGGCCUGUGAGUAUUUCGUUCAGGAUGCCGCCACAGCCUUCGAGCUCCCGGACUGGGACCAGGUCAUCGCGUCGAGGACCGUCUCCUACGGGGGCGAGGAGACGGCCCGCGCCCUGCCGCUCUCGCUUGCGGGCAUCAUGCCAGGCCUCCCCGCGCGAGGCGUCGCCGCCUCUGUCAAGGCGGUCGACAUCGCGGACGCUCAGGUGGGCGCCUGGCUUGCCGACCCCACGCUGGCUUUGCUCCCUCGAGAUGAGUGGCCUGCAGAGGUCCCGCGGGCGGCGAUCCAGGUCACGCCCAAGCAGGAGUGGUACCGCAUCGGGACCAAGCUCGUCGAGCUGGGGCUGGCGGCGCCGAUCGCCGACGACCGCAUCUUCAAGGUCGGGAGCCGCAAGGUGCUCGCUGGGGCGUUCGGGGUCGCCAAGGGAGGCACGCCGUCACCUGGCCAGGCGUGCGUCCAGCGUUUGAUCAUCAACAUGGUCCCGGCCAACAGCUACCAGCGCAUCAUGAGGGAUGACAUCGGGACCCUUAGCGCGUCGCCCUCGUGGGUCGCCAUCCCGCUCCCAGAGGGCCACAUGCUGCUCUGGUCCUCAGAUGACCAAGCCUCCGCUUUCUACUGCUACGAGCUGCCCGAGGCCUGGCAGCCAUACAUGACCCUCGCGGAGGCGAUCCCGAACGAGCUCAUCGGUGUGCCGGGUCCUGGGAAGACUCACCUCGCGCUGCGUGUCAUCCCGAUGGGCUGGAUCAACGCGGUCACGGUGUUUCAGCACUGCCACAGGCGCCUCGGGUUCGGCUCUCGCCCCCUCGCUGCGGGGUUUCCCGCAGAGCUCGAGUGGCGCAAGGACCGACCACUUCCGUUCAAGUCGAAGGAGCUCGAGCAGCAGUGGAUCCAGUACUACAUCGACGACUGGGACCAUGGCGAGGUGGUGCCCAACGCGAUGGUCGCGGAGCUCCUCGGCACGAUGAGCUGCGCGCAGGAGGAGCAGAGGGCCGCCUACGGCCGCUCGGGGAUCAGCGUCGCCCCCGGCAAGGCCAAGCACCGCGCGCUGGUCCUGGAGCGGAUGGGCGCGGGUCUUGACGGGGCCGUCGGCCGGGUCGGAGUCACGACCGAGAAGCUGCACCAGCUGCUGGCGUUCAUCCUGUGGGGCAUGGGCAGACAGGGCCUCUCGUCGCAGGGCACGCUCAUGAUCCUAGGCAGGUGCGUCAGGGCAGCGGAGUUCAGGAGGCCUUUCAUGGGAUUCCUCAACAGCGUGUGGGCUGCUGGGCGCUGGACGCGUCCGCAGGCUGUUCCCCUUGGCAUGUGCGACGAGCUCUUGGGCUUCGCGAUGGCGCUGCCGCUGGCCUACACCGACCUGCGCGCAAAGAUCGACACUUGUGUCAUAGCGACCGAUGCCAGCGAGCGCGCCGGGGGCAUCUGCCACACGGCCGGGCUCUCGGCGCAGGGCGUUGCGUGCGCGAGAGGGGGAGCUUCGGCUGUGACUUUGCGGCCUGGUGCAGUUGCGGCCCCUGUGCGGGGAGUGCGGUGGCGCCCUCGCAUAGUUCUCAUCGAGCUCUUCGCAGGCGCCGCUGGGGCCGCGGUGGCGGCCUCCAGACCCCCGAUCGACGUGAUGGCCCAUGUCAGCUGCGAGGUCGAGCCCGCUGCCCGGCGACUGGUGCGUCGCCGCUGGGCGGGCGUGAUCGAGCUUGGCAACAUCGAGGCCAUCGACACGGCGCGGUUUACUGAGAUGCUGAAGGGCUACGCGCGGGACGCCGACUGGGUCGUCUUGACCGCGGGGAGCCCGUGCCAAGACCUUGCGAGCAUCAAUGCCGUGGGGACCGGCCUAGAGGGGUCGAGGUCGAGGCUCUUCUUCCGGGUCCCCGAGCUGAUCCAGGCAGCAGAGGCUGCCUUUCCCAAGCGCACCAUGUGGUUCGUCGAGAACGUGUUCAGCAUGACCCUAGAGUCGAGGGCGGAGUUCACCAGGGCGCUUGGAGUCACGCCCGUGUUCCUCGAUGCCAGGUGUCUCACUCACGUCAGGCGGCCCCGCCUGUACUGGUGCUCGUGGCCCGUCACAGCGUUCUUGGCGUCCGACGCCACCGUCGAGACCAAGGGUGUGGGUGAAGCCGCGUAUUUCAAGGUCUCGCUUGCGCGCUGGGCUGCCGACAGCUACCGUUACCAGGUCAACAACUACGAGGACGGCAGCCUCAUCUGGGGCGCGAGGCGUGAGCGGGGCCGGCUGCCUGUGCCUGAGGAGCGUGCUGCUCUGAUGGGGUUCGACCGUCUCUAUUUCCAGGCCGCUGUAAAAGAUAGUGCACCCGCCGCCGAGCGAGACAGCGUCAUUGAGUCCCUGAUCGGGAAUACGAUCUGCGUCCAGGCUGUCAUGUAUCUUCUCGGCUCGUGGCUCGCUCAGGUGGGGGCGCUAGCGGCCGCCAUCCCGGGCAGCAGCUGCCUCGCUGUGGGCACGUGCGAGGCGAACUGGAACGUGGUCCCCGACUUCCAGCAGCCGGGACAUCGCGACCCGCAGUUGGAACGCAGCCUGAUCGUAGAGUUCCUGAGGGUCGCGGACCGCGGGGGCACGGACGUCCGGCUCGACACCGGGGCGCCCUACCGCGCCCGCGCGUGGCCGCGGGCAGCACUCCGUACGCACCUCUGGGCCUGGCGGAUCGCCAAAGGCUUUCGCUGGCAGCGGCCCGGGCACAUCUCGGCGCUGGAGCUGGAGGCUGCGGUGGCUGGAGCGCGCUGGAGGUGCCGAGCAGUUGAGAACCACCGCUGCCGCUACCUGCACAUCCUGGAUGCCCAAGCGAUCGCGGCAGUCAGCACCAAGGGCAGAUCGAGCGCGAGGGCUUUGCAGCCCGCACUCCGCCGGCUCAACUCCCUGCUCCUCGCGACGGCAGGGUACCCGCUGCACGGCUACUGCGACACCGACGACAUGCCCGCCGACACGCCCAAGCGCGCAGCGCAGGCAGCAGCAAAGGUGAGCAGGGUCACGGCCCAGGCGAUGGCACGACGAGCUGCAGCGAGGUCCCAACCGCUGAGGGAGGCGAUGGUCACGCCACUCACCCUGCAGCGGUACCGUGCGGCAGUCGAUGAAGUCGUUGAUUUCUGGAUCCAGGAGCACCGGCAGCCGCAGACGCCCGCUCAGGUCGACGCUGGCGUGGCCGCCUUCAUUGAGAGCCGUUGGCUGAGCGGAGGAUCUUUGUUUGAGGUUAAUAAUGCAAUUGCAGGCAUCACGCACACUUUCCCGCCCGUGCGAGGGCACCUGCGGGACAGCUGGCGCUUGGCCAAGACUUGGCAACGCCUGGAGCCAGCUGGGCGGGCGCUGCCGAUCGGUCCGCUGAUCGCGGCAGCGUUCGCUGGUGCAUUUGCGGCCGUGGGCCAGCUCGGUGCUGCGGCGGUGCUGGCUGCGGGCUACGAUGCUUUCCUCCGGACGGGUGAGAUGACCUCGCUCGUGUGGUCCGAUGUACAGCUGUAUCCACUCCGACGAAUGGCCUUGCUGCAGCUGCGCAACACCAAGAGCCAGCAUCAGACUGGUGCCCGAGAGUUCGUGCUCGUGCGGAGUGGUGUAGCGGUCGCCCUCCUUGCCAGAGCAAAGGCUCAGGCGCACGGACAGGACUUGUGCCUCGGAAUGGAGCCAAGCAGUUUCAUGAACACUUUCGGCCGCGUGCGUGAGCUGCUGGAGCUGCAAGAUGCAAAGCUCACCCUCUACAGCUGGCGGCGGGGCGGCGCCUCCGCCGACUUCCGCAGCCACGGCUCCAUGGAGCAGACGCUGCUCCGAGGCAGAUGGGCCUCGGCGCGCACGGCCCGCUUGUAUGUCCAGGAUGCCGUCGCCGAGGCCACUCAAUUAAAUCUCUCGCCCACGCAGCGGAAGCGCUGCGGCCUGCUCGCGUCCCGCCUGCGAGCAGAAGCGAGAUGA